Molecule: messenger RNA, 831 nt
Organism: Lactuca saligna
Lineage: Eukaryota; Viridiplantae; Streptophyta; Magnoliopsida; Asterales; Asteraceae
Source: the annotation of a GenBank genome assembly
AUGCGUCCACCUCCAGCGAACCCCUUCAUUAUUUCGGUGACUUCUCUAGCUUCGAGCAACGUUUUCUCCGGCGACUUCAGGCUUAGUAUUACACUUCUAAAUCAUGUUUUGAUCACUACUACUUUCUUAGAAAUGGCUAAUAAAAGAGAAAUUGAUCCUGGAUGGGCUUAUGAGACAAAGGUUGAAGGAAAUAGCCAAUGGGUGCAAUGUAAUUUAUGUUCUUUUGUGUCAAGAGGGGAGAUUACAAGGCACAAGCACCACCUUGCUGGUGACACUGCUCAAGUAGCAAAGUGUUCAAAAGUCCCAGCUGAGGUAAAAGCUUUCUUUAAAGAAACUUUUGAUAAGAAGAAACCAGCAAAAGAGGCAAUGAAUAGCAUACCACACUUUGAUGAUGUUGUGGAUCUAGAUAAAGUAGAUGAUGACGAAUUGAACACUCAAAAGAGGCAUUGCCCUGUUUCAUCUUCUGGAUCAACCGCAACUAAUAAAAACACUAAAGGGCCUAUGCAUGCGUGUUACAAUCAAUCUGAAACAGUGGCAUUGAAUGAGGACGAGGAGAUGAAGAUUCAUGUCGAGCUCCCAAUAUACCGAAGUGCACAAGGGAUCUUCGGGAACCCGAUAGCGAAGAAAAUGAGAGUAAAAAUUGCACCAGAUCCGACUGAGUGGUUGAUGGGAGGUGAAGAAGAGGAGGAAGAUGCCCCGGUCUUCGAGGGUGAGAAUUUAACAUGGGGUCAAGUUGCAGAUGCUGUUGGGGCAUGUGAGCCACCUUAUUCUACAAGAAGCAGGAAUAAGGGGGCUGUUGACAAGUCCGCAUCGAGCUCCAGAGGAAGAUGA